Molecule: messenger RNA, 14521 nt
Organism: Orcinus orca (killer whale)
Lineage: Eukaryota; Metazoa; Chordata; Mammalia; Artiodactyla; Delphinidae
Gene: C16H16orf96
Product: chromosome 16 C16orf96 homolog
Exons: 19
Source: RefSeq, a predicted model, not a curated record
UAGCGGGAUCCGAGGAGCGGACCGUCAGCCCUCGGGGCACCGAGCACGCCGCCUGCCGAAGCCUGGCUAAGCUGUCACCGCAGCCCCGCGGGUGGCCGGCCAACCCAGCGACGGUACGACGUCAAAACCCCAAGGCUGCUCUGGAUCGCAUCAGCAUCCUGGGAGAAGGCGACCGGCUCGCUGCGCCGCCCCCGUGGUCCCUUUACCUCGAGAAGCCAGCAGCCCAAGGCCGAGCGAACGCCGAGACAGCCCGGGUCCAAGCGCUCGGAGGACAAGACCCUCAGCCCCGCGGGGCUUUGCGCGCACACCACCCCCCCCGUCCGCCCAAACGCCUCUGGGAGAUGUAGUCCGUCCGGGUGCCCGAAACGCGCUCCGCGGGCCAGCGGGACCACAGUGCCCGGCGUGCACCGCGCGGGCGCCGCAGGCGGGGGCAGGGAGGGGACUGCGCGGUACGAGGUCUCACCAGUCCCCGCAUUGGCCGCGAGUACCCAGUCCUGCUCCCAGGAGUCUCCGCGGGAAGCCGUCUAGAAUGGUCGAGGCGACUCACCGUCGCCGCGGCGGCCGCGGCGGCCGCAGCAGCAAGAACAGCCGCCUCCGCAGCUCGCAGUGGCGCGUCUGUCAGAAGGAGGCGGGUAGACUUUGGAGCAGGGCCGAGGCCCGUGGCGUCACAGCGAGGGGUGGAACCAUGCGGUCAGAGGAGGGGCCAUGAGGAGCCUGUGUGCAUUUACCUAAAGCUGAGCAGAGAAGUAAUGUGCUAGGAGUUGCAGAGCCAGCGGCCGGCAGACCCAGCUCCUGUGACCCUGGACUGAUUCCUCACCACCCACACUGCUCUCCAGAGGCGGCGCUAGCCAGCACGAACGAGGUGAGGGAGGAAGCUGUCAGACUCAGGCCCUCACGUUGCACAGGACAGGAGGGGAGCCUGCCACCCCUGCAGAAUCCACAUGAUUGGAUGAUUGAUUUGUUUGAAUUGUUGCAGAUUCUCAGACCUUUGACACAGAAAAGAGCAGCUACAGCAUGAUGCAUUUUCACAAACCGAACACUCUGUUGUACCCACCUCCCAGCAACCUGCCUCAUGCUCCCUUCCAAGCAUGAGGUCACCCCGGGGUCACCACACUCCUGACGUCUAGCAACAAAGAUUAGUUUUCUCCCUUUUUGUAAUUUUUACAGAAAUGGAAUCAUAUAGUAUGAGUUCUUUUGUAUAUGACUUCUUUGGCUCAAUCUUACACCUACGAAAGUCAUCCAGGGACUUCCCUAGCUGUCCAGUGGUUAAGGCUCUGCGCUCCCAAUGCAGGGGGCAUGGGUUCGAUCCCUGGUCAGGGAACUAAGAUCCCACAUGUUGCGUGGCACAGCCUAAAAAAUAAAAAAAAAAUUUUUAAUUUUAAAAAAGAAAGGAAUCCACAUGGUUGUAUAUAGUUGUCAGUGUUCAUUCUCAUUGUCAUGUGAUAGUCCAUUUUGUGAACAGACCACAGUUUGUCUGUUUUGCUGUUCAUGGGCAUCUGGGUAAUUCCCAGGUAGGAAUUUUUAGCUAUUCUGAUAUUGCUGUCACAGACUUUCUGGUGUAUGGCAUGAGCAUAUUUCUGUCAGGUGCCCUCCAAGGGGUGGAGUGGCUGGGUCACAGGGUGCUCCUAUGUUCAGCUUUGUAGACCGUGCCACAAAGUUUCCCAAUGUGCUUCUGCCAACUCACACUCCACCAAAGCAUAUGAGAGUUCUGUAGUCGCAUCCUUGCCAACACUUGGUAUUACCAAACCUUCAAAUCUAAAUGCUGAAUGAUUCUAAAUGGAAACAUGAACGAUUUCAAUGUUAACAUUUCUCUAUCAUUAAUAUGGCCCAUGAGAGUUAACAACUCCUUUGCACCUGUCAUCCAGUUUAGCAAACAUUUACUGAGUCCUUCCUAUGUGCUGGGCUGUGUGUUCUGGGGACAGAGACACAGAGAAGGAGGAGAAAGGUCUCUGUCAAAGGAACCCCAGGAACUCCCUCUCUUCAGGUCUCAGCUCAGAUGUCACCUCUGCAAACAGGCCUCCCUGAGCACCUACCCCCAUUAUCUCAUUGCCUGCUUCACUUUCUUCAUAGCACAUCCAUCAUCUGUUACCUUAUUUAUCUGUUUACUUAUUGCUGUCUUCAUGAGGGCAGGAAUCUUGUCUUUUUGGUGUUCUCCAGCCCUGGGAAUAGUUUCUGGCACAUAGUUGACUUUCAGUAAAUAUUAUUUAUUGAAAGAAAUGGUUGAAUGAAUGAUUGAAUAAGUGAUUGGCAGAAUGAGAGCUGAGAUCUUAGAUUCAAGUCCUGGCCCUGCCACUUAUUAGCUAUGUGUGACCUUUAGUAAAUUAAGUUUUCUGAUCCUCUUUUCCUCAUCUAUAAAACAGAAGUGCUUUGAACUGGCAGAAGAAAGAACUAGUGAGCUUGAAGCUAGAUCGAUAGAGAUUUGUAUCUAUACAAUCUGAAAAAUAGAAAAUAAAAUGAAAAUUGAACAGAGCCUCAGAGAAAUGUGCACCAACAUACAUGUAAUGAAAGUAUCAGAAGGAGAGGAGAGAGAGAAAGGAACAGGAAAGAUAGUCAAAGAAAUAAUGCCUGAAAACUUCCCAAAUAUACUUUAAAAAAAAAAACAUUAGGGACUUCCCUGGUGGUGCAGUGGUUAAGAAUCCACCUGCCAGUGCAGGGGAUACAUGUUUGAGCCCUGGUCCAGGAAGAUCCCACAUGCUGCGGAGCAACUAAGCCUGUGUGCCACAACUACUGAGCCUGCGUGCUACAACUACUGAAGUCCACGCACCUAGAGCCUGUGCUCCACAACAAAAGAAGCCACCACAAUGAGAAGCCUGUGCACCGCAACGAAGAGUAGCCCCCGCUCGCUGCAACUAGGGAAAGCCUAUGCACAGCAACAAAGACCCAAUGCAGCUAAAAACAAAAUAAUAAAUAAAAAAAAGAAAAAAGAGGUGAGAAGGUAUCCAGCCAUGCACCCUGUAGACCACGUCAAGUGCUUUGGUCUUUGUCCUAAGCACGGGGCUGCAGGGCUGGCCGUGGACAAGGAGGGAAGUAGAUGGAAUUUGGAGAUAUUUAGGAAGAAAAGUCAGUAGGGACUGAUGAAGGCUGUGAUGUGGAUGAUUGCUGGGAGUAAGGCAUCUAGAAGAUCCCUGGGCAUCUCUCACGAGUCCCUGGAAACCUGUGGUCUGAGGUCUUUUUAAGGGAGCUGGACAGUGCCUUGUCUGGGUCCCAGUACAAAUGUAAACUUAUAUUUUAUCCCUCCCCCUGGAGAAAUGUGGGCCCUGCAGCUCCUACUCCCACCUGGACACGCUCUCCUGAGAGGUGGGCAUCAAGGAACCCAACAAGUGCAGGCUCUAAUUGGCUGUAGCCUCCCCAGAACACCCAGCUGCCCCUUACCACUUGUAAGGGUUCUGUUUGCAUUUUCCUUUCGUUUAGCCAGCCUCACAAAUGAGCAUUUCGGACUGGUUGGAGGUUCUUGGGUGCAAGCAACAGAAACUGACUCAGGUUACCUGAGCAGAAAAAGACUUGAUUGGAAGGUCACAGUAGCUCACAGAAUUAUGUUCCUGGCUGGGAAACCCAGCUUGGAUGGGAACCAGGAAGCUGGGCCUGGCCAAGAUGCCACCCCAGACAGCCUGGCAGGGAAGCUUAGUGCGCCAUUACCCAGUGAUCUAGUCACUGGACCUUCAACUGCACUGCUCUCGUCCUGAAAAUUCCCUUCCCUUUCCAUCUGCCCUUCAUCCUAGUGAGAUAAGGAUGGGAUGAGAAAGCUGAGGCUCAGGGAGGUAAGUAGCCUCCCUGAGAUCAGGUAUCUUGCCCAACAUGGUAAGAAGGGGCUGAGUCACUGCAAUUCCACAGACCAUCCCAGACUAAUGCUUACCCCACAGCCCCACAGCUUCCUGUGGGUUAGUCCAGAGCUGAUUUGUGUUGAAACAGGUUCUUAAAAAUAUCGGUCUCGAAAUUCAGAACCAGGGACAGCAGUUGCCUUGUUGAAUUUUCACAUCUAACUACAAACGAGUCCUUGGUGGGGAGGGUGGAAUCUUCAGCUUCUUCUUGUUCUUUUUUUUUUUUUUUUUUGGCCAUACCGCGUGGCUUGCGGGAUCUUCUCAGUUCUCCAUCCAGGAAUUGAACCUGGGCCACGGCAGUGACAGCCCAAAUCCUAACCACUAGCCCACCAAGGAACUCCCAGACCUUCAACUUUUGAGGAGUGGACAGGUCGCCUGCACCUGCUGUGAGAUCCCUCACCUCUACCCCCACCCUGGAUGAGCAGAAAGUCCAGAUACUGGGCAGCCAGAAAGUGCAGACAUUCACCACAAGCUCUAAUCCUCCACCAGCUGCCUGAGCCUUCCACCUCUCAGUUCUUCCCAGAGCAAGAGAGGAAAGGUUGCCUGGUUAUCAUUCUUAGCUACUUAUCCAGCGAGAAAAAUGGUUUGUCUGGGUGAAGCAGAAGAAUGGCACUUUACAGAACUGAUUUAAUCGUUGACCUCAAUUUAUUUGGGAGGAAAAAAAAUGCUACUGCUUGUUUCCAAUCAUGUUAAUUGGCUUCUGGCUCUGACCAGCCAUUCAAAGAAGUUCCCAGUGACAAGUUUGUCCUGAAAUUUUCUGAAUUAGGGUUCUGCCAUCAGAACUGAGUGGUGCCAGCUCACAGCUGCUCUCUGCCGACCUAAGGACAGGGUCCCUCCCCAGCGACAGCAGGCCCUCCAGGAAGCUGGGAAAACCCUGUGAGGUGACCUCUUCCAUACAAGCAGCCAGCUCUUUGGGUCUUUCAUUUUUAUAACAUACAUUUUAUUUUAAGACCUAAAGUGACACAAUUUAAAAAAAAUUUUUUUGAAGUAUAGUUGAUUUACAAUGUGUUAAUUUCUGCUGUACAGCAAAGUGUUCAGUUAUACAUAUAUAUAUAUUCUUUUUCAUAUUCUUUUGCAUUAUGGAUAAUCACAGGAUAUUGAAUAUAGUUCCCUGUGCUAUAUAUCCUAUAUAUAAUAGUUUGCAUCUGCUAAUCCAAAACUCCCAGUCCUUCCCUCCCCCACCCCCCCUUGGCAACCACGAGUUUGUUCUCUAUAUCUGUGAGUCUGUUUCUGUCUUGUAGAUAAGUUAAUUUGUGUCAUAUUUUACGUUCCACAUAUAAGUGAUAUCAUAUAGUAUUUGUCUUUCUCUUUCCGACUUACUUCACCUAGUAUGAUAGUCUCUAGGUCCAUCCACGUUGAUGCAAAUGGCAUUAUUUCAUUCUUUUUUAUGGCUGAGUAGUAUUCCAUUGUAUAUAUAGACUACAUCUUCUUUACCCAUUCCUCUGUCGAUGGACAUGUAGGUUGUUUCCAUGUCUUGGCUAUUGUAAAUAGUGCUACUGUGAACACAGGGGUGCAUGUAUCUUUUCGAAUUAGAGUUUUGUCUGGAUGUAUGCCUAGGAGUGGGAUUGCUGGAUCAUAUGGCAACUCUUUUUUUAGUUUUUUGAGGAACCUCCAUGCUGGUUUCCAUAGUGGCUACAACAAUGUACAUUCCCACCAGCAGUGUAGGAGAGUUCUCUUUUCUCCACACCCUCUCCAGCAUUUAUUAUUUGUAGACUUUUUGAUGAUAGCCAUUCUGACUGGUGUGAGGUGGUACCUCACUGUAGUUUUGAUUUGCAUUUCUCUAAUAAUUAGCAAUGUUGAGCAUCUUUUCAUGUGCCUAUUGGCCGUCUGUGUGUUUUCUUUGGAGAAAUAUCUAUUUAGGUCUUCUGCCCAUUUUUCGAUGGGGUUGUUUGUUUUAUGUUCUUGAGUUGUAGGAACUGUUUGUAUAUUUUGUAUAAGCCCUUGUCAGUUGCAUCAUUUGCAAAUAUUUUCUCCCAGUCCAUAAGUUGUCUUUUUGUUUUGUUUAUGGUUUCCUUUGCUUUGUAAAAGCUUGUAAGUUUGAUUAGGUUCCAUUUGUUUAUUUUUCUUAUUUCUAUUGCCUUGGGAGACUGACCUAAGAAAACAUUGCUACAGUUUAUGCCAGAGAGCGUUUUGCCUACAUUCUCUUCUAGGAGUUUUAUGGUGAACGACACAAUUUUUAAAGUUUAUGGAUCCUUUCAAGUCUAACACAUUGACUUUUUUUUGCAUUUUCAUCAUCAGUGUUUCGAUUUAGCAGCAUCAAAUCACCUGUAACAUACACGGCUUUCCCAGGUCUUGCCAUUCUGCAAUGUGAAAUGAGCAAAUGCAUGUGUGUACAAGAUGCAGGCUGGUGGGACCAGGACCAGGUUAGCUGGUACAGUGCUUGGGGAGACCACUGGGUGUGAAUCCCAGGAGCUAUCUUUGGAGUAUAUGUUGGAGGCUGGCUACUCCAAUAAGCCUACUAAUGCCCAUCCUCCACUCUCAUUUUUCCCUCUUUUAUUGUAUUUUUAUAGAUUUAGUUAUUUAUUUGUUUGUUUAUGGCUGCAUUGGGUCUUUGUUGUUGGGUCUUCAUUGCUGCAAGCAGGCUUUCUCUAGUUGCGGUGAGCGGGGGCUACUCUUCGUUGUGGUGCGUGGGUUUCUCAUUGCGGUGGCUUCUCUUGUUGCAGAGCUCGGGCUCUAGGCGCGUGGGCUUCAGUAGUUGUGGCGCGUGGGCUCAGUAGUUGUGGCUCACGGGCUCUAGAGCACAGGCUCAGUAGUUGUGGCGCACAGGCUUAGGUGCUCCGCGGCAUGUGGGAUCUUCCCGGACCAGGGCUCGAACCCAUGUCCCCUGCGUUUGCAGGCGGAUUCUCAACCACUGCGCCACCAGGGAAGUCCCUUUUUUUUUUAAUUAAAAAAAAUUUUUUUUUUGGCUGCGCUGUGCAUCUUGUGGGAUCUUAGUUCUCCGACCAGGGAUUAAACCCAGGCCAUAUUAGUGAAAGUGCCAAGUCCUAACCACUGGACCACCAGGGAAUUCCCUGCCCUGUUUUAUUAUGUUUAUAACUCUUUUCACUACCUGAAGUUAUUUCUUUGUUGUAAAAUAAGUGUCCAUCUCCCCCACUAACCUGUACGCUCUGUGAGAUCAGAGACCUCCUCAGGCCUCACUGAGGUCUCCUCCAUGAUUAAGAGCAGCAUCUGGCACACAGUAGGUGCUCAAUAAAUAUUGGUUGAAGGAGAGAAUGAAGAAUCAGUGUCAGGUCCAGUGCCGGGUUCUGGGAAGUAUAUCAGCAUCUCUGUGGUGGGCUUGCAGCCCUUAUCUUGAAGGUCUGAGACCAGAUUGGGCUCUGUGAGGUGAGUUUCUUUGAGAUUGCAGGAGCUGCCAGCACCGACUGUGACGUUUCCCUAAAUGCUGGUGUCCUAGCCUCAGAGUAAGCUGGGGCCUAGUAACACUCCACUGCCCACCAGGACUCCUACAGUGGAGACUUCCCCAGACACAGGAAUGGUUUCAUAUGCCAGGCAUCCCCCCCAAAAUGACAAAGAGCCACUUUGUCAUUACACCAGCUUGCCCAGCCUGGCCCCCAGUGACUGAGAAUUGCUUCAGAUUCUGUCUCUCACAUUUCUUUGUAAGGCCUGUGGGGCGUGUAGUCUGGCCCUAUGCUCUCCCCUCCAGCCUUGCUGCUACACUAAGCAGCCCAUUUCACUCACCGCCCCUUACCUUCCCUCACCCACCUGGGCAGGUCUUGCUUCUGGUUCCGUAAUAAUACAGCGCCACAGUCCCCAGUCUGCUGGUCGGAAGUCCAAAAAGCUCCAACCACUGAAGGUUUUCUCUAAGGUCUUGUCCUUCCAGCCGAGACCACCAGGAACCCAGCUGUAGUUGAGCAAAGUUGGCCUCAUGGACUUGUUGCCAUAAGGGAGAACAUACAGCGUGCCUGUUCUGAUCACCUCCCGCUCACCCCUUGGUAGGAAGGGACCCCACCCUCAAUAGUACCACACCUGGCACUGGACAGGUGAGAUCCACGCAUAUACUCACAGCUGGGGGAAGAGGACACCGAGGGCCACCUGGUGGAAGCCUCUAGAAUCAGGACAGAAGACAGAAUUCUUGGAGUUAGGAAGCAGAGGGAACCAGCAGGGCUGUGGGUGCAGUCUUUGUAGUAAUGGGGGGUGGUUCCCACAGGAGGAUAUGAUGGAUAUGAUGGGCUUGCUUGAAUAAUUUCACAGGCUGGCAGGGAACCGAAGCCCCUCAGGAUGAGGACGGGGUGGAGUGCAGCUGGUCUGGCUGGUGGGGGAACUAGCAGGGUGGGGGGCCUUCCCUGCUGGGUGGGGGGCACCUCUGACAAGAGCAGGGGAAACCAAGGGGGCCUGUGAGACCCAAAGAUGUCAAGGCAGCAGUUGAAAUUUUAGUCUAUGGGGAGUUCCCUGGUGGUCUAGUGGUUAGAAUUCGGUGCUUUCACUGCCAGGGCCUGGGUUUAGUCCCUGGUCAGGGAACUGAGAUCCAGUAAGCCACACAGUGCACCAAAAGAAAAAGAAAAAGGAAAUUUUAGUCUAACAACACAGUGGGGAUCCCAGGGACAUCUCACAAGAGGGUUAAGGUAGAAGGACUUGUUCUGGGAUUUGGCCCUUGUCAGGCGAUGCGGGGAGCAUUCUGGGUUGGUGCUGUCAGGAAGCAGGGGUAGUUCUAUGGUAUUUUAACCAGUCUUAUCUCGAAGGCCGGAGGAAUGAAGCAAAGCUAACGGUCUAGCUGGUCGAGAAGCAGCAGUCACUCGGCUCAGCCAGGACAGGGGCCACAUGGUCAUAUUUGUAGUUUGGAUGAUGUUCUGUUCUUGUCUGAGUUCAGACAUGACUGUUACCGGCCUUGUUUGGUCUUGAGCCCAUCACAGGCAGAGCCCCCUGUCGGUUGGGGCUUCUGGGAAGUCACCUUCACUGAAGUGGACCAAGGCCCCCCCAGCUGGGCCAGUUUCCCGUCCACACUGCCUCUCUCCUCCCCUGUGCCCCUUCUAGCUGAGGGCAGACGAGGUCAGCCCUCAGGCCACUCAUCUCGAUACCCAGAACUCUGCCCUUGACAAAGCAAGCAGGUCAGGAGGUUUGUAGCUGGACUGUGUGUGAUUAGACCUCCCACUUUUGUGCAUGUGAGCUGUCCAGCCCUCUCAUGGGGCAGUCGCUGCACUUAAGGCUCUGGACAGCAGACAUCAGCCACCACAACACAGGCAGAUGUCAGAAACAAAACUGGCUGUUGGUUGUGGUACCAGAUCCUGAAGACAGAGACCUCGACUGCCAAACCCAGGCCCUGAAAACCGCCCCAGAGUCGGGCUCAUCUUUCCCUAGAGACCCCAUUGACUUUUUUUUGGAGGCCGGUCAUGAGCUGUGUACUUGACCCCAUUGACUUUUUUUUGGAGGCCAGUUAUGAGCUGUGUACUUGACCCGUGGUAUUUAUGUGGUAUUUACACUGAUGCUGCAAGAAGUGUCUGUUCCAAUACAAAUUCCUGUUGGUUAGACAAGGAGAAAUUCAGGGCUUUGGGAUCCGCUAGCAAAUUUACAUCCGCCCGGUUCAUUGGUCUUCCAUUAUGGGAAGCUGGGGUUUCCUAACUCCGAGAACUCUGUCUUCUGUCCCGAUUCUGGAGGCUUCCAAGGAGCGAGCUGCCUCUCCAUCACGCCCCCUGCACGCUUCUUGGAAGGGGUCAUUGGUCUUACAAAACUGAAGGGUUUGAAUUAAAAGGCAGCCUGUUGGUCUGUUGGAACAUUCCUCAACAAUUAACUGGGCAGCUGCUCUGCCCACCCCAGGCUCUCAGAAGCUUGCCCGCUCGCCCACGUUCUCUGGUGUCCUAGCAACCGGAAACUCAUCUGAGCUCCAGCCGGGACAGAGGCCAUUUUCUCCCUGACCACUGUGACUUGCAGGCUCCCCGGGCCCCUGAGGACCUGUCUGUACAGCUUGCGGGUCCACUGAAAGCCACCGUUUGUCCCCAUGGACUCCCAGAAGGCCAGCCCAGCCUGCCCCUAACCCCGGCAGAAUGAGCUUCUCGCUCACGUUCUCAGAGCUGGUCAACAUCGCCAUCCCACAGUGCAGGGUGGUGAACUUCAAGGCCCUGCACCUCCUACUCCAGGGUAUCCUGGAGCACAUCCACAUGGCUGACCUUGAGAAGGUCCUCUCGGCAGAUGAGGACUUCCUCCACACCUCGCCAGCCAUGUUCAUGCCCCGGGAAGGAGACUUCCAGCCCAUCCUUAACCCCAUGAAGAGGCUCAGCAACGUCUUUGACCACCUGGUGAGCCAUGUGGACAAGAUGGAGAGCCAGCUGGCCGUGCUGCAGGAACUGCCCUCCACCUCCCAGCUGCUGGAGGGCAGCCAGGGCACUGGCCAGCCCGCCCAGGACUUAUGGAACCUGAUAAAGCUCCAGAUAGUGGAGGGCAACGAGGAAGCCAUGGCCAAGUCCAUGAAGACCCUGCAGGAUGUGCUCACCGACAUUUAUGCACUCAAGGUCACUGUUGAAACCCUCAGGAAGGAUGUGGCCAUGCUGAAGGACAUGUUUGAAAAGAUGCAUCUGGAAAGAAUAGAUGCUUUCUCUGAAGAUUUGAAAGGGCAGAACUGGAAGAUGAGUGCACUGCAGUGGGAAGUGAUUUCUCUCCAGAACAAGAUAACCACCAUGCCCAAAACUGAGGACAUGGUGCUCUGGAGCAGCCUCCAUGAGGCCAUGUUCACCCUGGGAACUGCUCCACAACUGCUGGAUGAUUCCAAGCGGUGGCAGAUUGCGAAACAUGUUGCAGAGAUCGACCUUCCUCAGACGGCUGAGUACCACGAAGAAGUUAGCCACGGCCAGGUCGUGGAGGCCAUCCAGCGCCCCAGUUCCUGGAGACCAUCUGGCAUUACCAAGUCCAGGGCAGCUACAGGAGGAGGAGUCUGCCCAAGCAGCUCUGCUUCCCAGGGCCCAGGGGCCGGACCAGGCCCAAGUGCUCGAACCUGGGCCUGCACCUGGACCUGGGCCUGCGUUUGGACCUGGGCCUGCCCCUGGACUGGGGCCUGCCCCAGGUCCUCAGCCCACACAAUCAGGAUCCUGGCCUGUACCACCACGAGGCUGGCUUCCUCCCAGAGGCUUCCUCAUUUACUGCAGUCAUGGUCUCGCCAGGGAGACACAUCCAAGCUCUCAGCUCUCUCAGAAAAGGAGGAGGAAUAUUCCUCCGUGGAAGUGGGAGUCCCUCAGGAUGGAGCCCCAAGGGCUGAGGCCUCCACGGAAGUACUCCCUAAGGGAUCCCCGUCUGCGGUUCAGCAGAUAAAAUCCAAUGCUGCCAUUGCAGCUGCUGCCGCAGCCACCUUCGCAGCUGCAGCGACAUCGGCAGCCCGGGCAGCUAAAGCGGCUGCCAGGCUGGUCAAGGACACCCUGGCCACCAAAUUGGCAACAGCCGUGGCCGCAUCCGGGCCCUUAGGGGUCCUUGCAGACAUCCUGGGCACAGGGACCUCCCGUGGGGCCUUCACCGAGGACGGCGAGAUGGAAGACUUGCAAGAGGUGGACUGUGAGGACGUCCUCUCUCCUUCAUUCUCUUCUGCCCGUGUCCCUCCCAACAUGGCCCUGUCGCAGGCCAUGCUGGCUGCCGAACAGGCCAUGACCGCUGAAGACAAGAAGAAGGCCGUCAGGUGUUCCAUGAGCCACAUAGCCCAGAUGCCCAUUAGACAUGACUCCCUGAAAGAAGAGUUUGCCCAGCUGUCAUCCAACCUGCAUCAGCGUAUGACUUAUCUAGCUGAUAUGGGAGCCUCUUCCAAGCUUGGGACAACGGCGGACGUAUUGCAAGAAAAGAUUGGCAGCCUCCAGAAAUCCAGGAUGAGGGAGGAGGAACUUGAGAGAAUUUGGGGCCACCAGAUAGAGAUGAUAAAGGACCACCACCUCGUGCUGGACAGGGCAGUGGACAAGCUCCAGAUUCGCCUGGAUGAGUUUAAGGUUGUCCAUUCUCAGAUUAAAAACCUAGAAAUGUACAAGGCAGACAACAGUGUGAUGGAGCAGGAGCUGAAAGAGAAAGCCGACAGGCGCUCCCUGGCAGGCAAGGGAAGCCGGGCUGACCUGGACGCAGUGGCGAUGGAGCUGAAUGAGACGAUUCAGGGCAUGCUUUUCAGGGUUAUGGCCAAUGAGGAUGACUGGAAGAAGACUGUGGAGCAGCUGGACAAAGACCUACACACCAAGCUGGUUCCCAGUGAUUUGGACGAUCUGAAGAAAGACAUGGAUGAGGUCUGGAAAGUAGUCAGGAAGCUGCUGAUUGAAGGCUUCUGGUUUGACCCCAACAGUGCUGCCGGCUUUAGGAAGAAACUGUUUGAGCGGGUGAAAUCUGUCUCCGGCCACCGGCCCGUGAACAUGAUGACCAGCCCGCAACUCAUCACCAUCCGCAGUGCCCGCCUGCUGUCGCGGCUGCGGCCGGCCAGCGCCAACAGCUACGAGUACCUGCAGCGGCAACAGGUGAGGUGACAGCAGCUGCAGAAGCUCCAGAACCUUGCAGCCCUGGAGGGGAGCCUGGACUCGCUGGGCUCCCAGCAGGACUGGGGUGAUGGCCCCGGAAAUGAUGCCAACCUUGAUUUCAAAUCAUGUAACUUGUCAACAAUCUACCCCUACAGGGACCCUGAGUUGUUGGACUAUGAUUCCAUGAGUCAGGCCGAGGUGGACAUCCUGGGAGUGGACGGGAUCCUGUACAAGGGCCGAAUGAACAGCAAGGACAGGGCGCGGCCUCUGACCGACACAGAGAAGGAGCUGGCAGCUGUUAAGGUUCCGCAUCCCCCAGCUCGAAGCCCAUAUGAGGGUGCGCGCCCGAAUGCCUUAUUCGGUGCCAUCUACCCCUGUGAGUACCUGCCCCCCAACUCCCUGGCCCAGCUGGGAUUCUUGCAGGGUCUCUGGGCCCCCCAGUCCCAGCCUGGGGCUCUCCUACCCCACCUCAUCCAUAUCUCACCUGCCCUGCCCAGACCUGGGCCAGAGAAAAUCCCUCGAGUGGCCCCCACCUGGCACCCAGCACCCUGGCCAGGGCCUCCAGCCAUCCUGGGCUCCACCUUUACCCUUCAGCCAGGUUUCCUGGCCCAGAAGACAUCCCUGGGGUCCAAGCCAGGUGUCUGUGCCCUGGGGUCCAGCCGGCUGCAGAGCUGGGAUGAGGGAGCCUGUUCAUUCCCUCGGGCCUCUCUGCUGAGGGCCCGUGAGCCAAGUUGGGGGCAACUGAGCUCAGAUGCUGAGCAUCGGGCCAGCCUCUCUCCAGAAUAUUCCUGGGACACAUCAUGGGUCUCACCUGCCCCCCAGCAGCCUGCCCCCCCAAACCAGCAUGGGCUCAGCCACCUCAGGCCCCCAGCCGACAUGCCAGCUCAGCCUCCGUCUCUGCCUCCCCUGCCACUGCUGCCACAGCUGAUGCCAUCCCUGCAGGAUCCCCAGCCGGCCCCAGGGCCUGCCGGGCACCCAAGGCCUCUGCGCCUUGAGUCCCAAGCCGGCAUGCAGUCCACCAAGGAGCCCACCAAGCUGUGAGCCUGCAGUGCCAGCGUCGCCCCCUCCCCUGAGCAGGUGGAGACCCUGCCCUGAGCCUAGUCUGGGGAAGGUGCAGGGGCCCUGGACUUAGGGGAGGGUCUCCGUAAGGAGCUCAUUUUGAUCCAGUAGCUGUUUUAACUGUCAUAUAAAUACCUGUAAUACAAUCCUUCUCAUGCUACGUUUCAUGGAGAACACAGCUUUCUAGAUUGAAUUUCCCACUAAACCAAUUUAAUUCCUUGACCAAUUUUCAAUACAACACAAAGUGGUUUUAAAAACAAUCACUUUCCUUUUUAUUUUGCUGAAAUGAUUUUAUCAGAAUCAGUUCCAAUUACAGCUAACGCCACUGUCCAUUUUCUUUGGGGACCAUUAUUUCUACCAGGACCAAUUUUCUCAUGGGAACCAAAUUUUAUUGCGUGCAUGGUUUUUUAUUGUCUGUUGAUUGUUCCCACCAGUAAUUAGUUAUGAGUUGGAUAUUUAAAGAACCUGAUUGUUUGUAUUUACUUCUGGCUAAUCCAUGAGGCACUUGGAGCAAUGGCCCUGGAAUCCUCCAGGACCGCUCUGUCCUGUUUGGCAUCUUUCUGCCUCUUUGGUUCCCGCGCUCACUGCCUAUGCACUUGAUGGAGGGGGCGGGGGUGUCAAAGCGUCCUGAUUUGGGGUUCAGAGCCCGGCCUGCUCACGCCUGCCUGGCGGGUCCUGCAGCCUGGCGUGGUUUCUGCCCCUUGGACGGUUUACUGGUCCCUCCUUCUCCGUUUCGCGUUUUCUCCCUUUCCACCCCCUAGGUUGUCCAGUUGCGCCCUCUCCCCUUUCUGUGCUUCUGAUACUUGUAUCACAUUCCACAAAGACUAAAAAAAAAAAAAAUUUCCCUCUGAAUAGUUUUGGGGCAUGGCUCCCCCAAACAUCCACCAGAGGCUCCUGGAGCGAGUCAGGGAGUGGGGUGGGCAAGCUGCCCGGGGGUCCGCCUGGGGGAGCCAGGGUGCUGGCAUGGAGGAGGGUUCUCUGGACGGGCGGCCAAAGGAGUCCUGGAUGCUGCGUGCCUGCCCCUCCCCACCAGUUGUCCCCCAGCCCUGCCUCCCCCUCCCCCUGCUCCUCACCUGCAACCACUCCUGACUUCUCUUUUCUUUCUCCAAGGACUGUGUCCAAAUGAGGCCGAGCUCUUCCUGACCCAGGUGACCUACACCGCCUUGGGGGAUACUGGCCAGUGCAUCCCUGGCCCCACCCCCAUAUCACAGAUGAGUGUUUUUGUCAGCUUCUCCCCAG